This is a messenger RNA of Scatophagus argus, 1747 nucleotides long. It is a transcript of the gene ift57, whose product is annotated as intraflagellar transport 57 homolog (Chlamydomonas). Gene Ontology annotation, cellular component: intraciliary transport particle B; Golgi apparatus; centrosome. The transcript has 11 exons. Gene Ontology annotation, biological process: intraciliary transport; non-motile cilium assembly. The record is from RefSeq and is a predicted model, not a curated record. The coding region runs from base 399 to 1643 and encodes 414 amino acids. NCBI's taxonomy places the organism in Eukaryota, Metazoa, Chordata, Actinopteri, Scatophagidae.
ACCUUUAUUCUGAAGGAACGGGAAAUCUUGACGCCGCUGUUGACAGUUUAGCUAACAGUGCUAGCACCUAGUUGCGUCAGAUGAUUUGAGUGCUGCUAAGUCCUCAGUAAUGUCUCAUUUUUGAGUUCCUGGCGUGAAGACAUCCUUUAGACGGAUGAAAAUGUUGACUUAAUGAUGAACGACGAGCACGAAUCGAGGUUUGAAAAGUGACUUCGUUGUCAGCUAAUGUUAGCUUCGUCGCUACCUGCUGGCGUUAGCUCUCGGUUGCCUGACAACAGAGAGGAGGCUAAACAAACCGUGGCUCACAGCUAACGGGGCUGGCGUGCGCUGAGAGGUGGUGUGGUGGCGCGUCGUAUAAACAUUUAGGUGUGUGAUUUUUAGCUGGUAAACUGCAGAUCAUGGCGGAAGACGGCAGACGUGGGGGUGAAGAGGACCGCAGUCCCGGAGCAGCUCAUCAAGUGUUUGUAGUGAUGGAAAGUUUGCUGGAAAAGUUGAAGAUGCUAAAUUUUGAGGAGGAAGUACUGGCCAAACACAACAUGAAAAAUCUGUCCAGACAUUACUUAGUCUCCAGUCCACACCUGACGUCCAACCCGGGCGAGCAGUUCUACAUGUUCACCAUCAUCGCAGCGUGGCUCAUCAACAGGGCAGGGAGGCCGUUCACAGAGCCUCAGGAGUAUGACGAGCCCAACGCCACCGUGUCCAACAUCCUGGCCGAGCUCAGGGCUUUUGGUGUUAAAGUGGACUUCCCGCCCUCCAAACUGAAAUCCGGUUCAGGCGAACACGUCUGCUUUGUGUUGGACCGACUGGCUGAGGAGGCUCUGAAGAGGAGGGGUUUCAUCAUCAGAAGACCAAGCUACACAACAGAAACCACAGAAGAAGAGUUUGUGACAGAGGACAACACAGAGCUCACGCUCAGCAAAGUAGAGGAGGAGAUGAUCGAGGAGCCUGAUGAUGAGGAGGAGAACGUGAUGGACCUGGAGGCUCUGAAGUUACAAACCACUCGCACUGAAGCAGAGUCAUCCUCCAAACCAGAAGACAUUCUGGAGUCGACGGUUGAUACGGCGGAGUGGAACCUGGAGGUGGAGAGAGUCCUGCCACAACUCAAAGUCACCAUCAGGACGGACAACAAGGACUGGAGGAUCCACGUGGACCAGAUGCAUCAACACCAAGACGGCAUCAAGUCCUCACUCAAAGAGGCCAAGAGCUACCUGGACAGACUGCAAGAGGACAUCGGUAAGACCCUUGAGAAGGUGAGCAGCAGAGAGAAAUACAUCAACAACCAGCUGGAGCAUCUGAUCCAAGAGUACCGCAGCGCUCAGGCCAAACUCAGUGAGGCGAAGGAGUGCUACCAGCAGGCCAGUGGAGGUGUGACAGAGAGGACCAGAGUCCUGGCUGAGAUCAGUGAGGAGCUGGAGAAGGUGAAGCAGGAGAUGGAGGAGAAAGGCAGCAGUAUGUCUGAUGGAGCUCCGGUGGUGAAGAUCAAGCAGAGUUUGACCAAGCUGAAGCAGGAGAUCGUUCAGAUGGAUGUGAGGAUUGGUGUCGUCGAACACACGCUGCUGCAGGCCAAACUCAAAGAGAAGUCCAACAUGACACGCGACAUGCACGCCACCAACAUCCCCGAGUUAAACACUUUGUCAAUUUAACGCUUUAUCCUAAAUAUCACUCAUGACUCAUUUUUCAUUUACGGUUUAAUUUAUUUGUGUAUAUGAAGAUAAAAUAAAUUUUGCUGAUAAUUUCUGUUUUUGUA